AUGAAUAGAACAAACAGCUCUAUCACUACACCACUCUCAGAAGCGGAGGACGACUCGAUUCAAAAAACACCCGAAGACUCUCCAGAGAAAGAGAAAGGCCGUUCUUUGUUCCAACAAAGCCCCACAAAGCGAAUUAAAAUCAACAAGUUAGUCACUCCACUUAAAGUCGACUUCAUCGAAACGAAACAACCUGCCACUCCUGACGACAAACAAACCAAACAACUUGACUUUAAAUAUAUUAAUGAAUAUAUCCAGGCAACUCCACGUACUCAAAGAAAGAUGAAGGAAGAUCAACAAGCCCACGAGUUAAUGAUCUGCACGGAAUUUAAAGAGGAAGACAGCGAAGACUUACAGCCAAGGUCAUUUGGCUCUCCAAAUCUUUCUGUUGCGUCUUCCCCACGAAAGAUCGUUACCACCAAUCAGUCCGCCUUUUUCAAGAAGAGACAACAAAGAACACAACAACGACCACGAACAAUUCAAAACACACACGCAGUACAGUCGAUUGAAAAUGUCGUCGACGAAGGAUGUCCCGCGAGGUUCCUCCGCGACAUCAAAAAAGUUGGAGAAGGUGCGAUGGGAGAGGUGUAUCAUGCAGUUGAGAAGGCGACUGAGCGGGAGGUAGCCGUCAAGCGGAUCAUAUUGACACGGAAGAGUAUGAAUAACAUGAUGAAUGAAAUUCUCAUUCACAAAUCGUUAGUCCACAAAAACGUCGUUUCGUAUGUUGGAAGUUACUUAGAUGAUGGAUACUUGUGGGUUGUCAUGGAAUAUAUGAAUGGAGGGUGUUUGACUGAUUUAUUGAAUGAAUACAAAUACGGCUUAUCACUGAAUGAGUGGCAAGUCGCGUUUGUGUUUAAAGAGAUGGUGAUGGGGUUAGCUUACUUACAUGGGAAUGGUGUGAUCCACAGAGACAUUAAAAGUGAUAACGUAUUGAUCUCAAAGAAUGGCGAUGUCAAACUCGCGGACUUUGGAUUUGCUUUAAAGGCUCAGACGUGUCGUGGAAUGGUCGGGUCUCCAUAUUGGAUGGCACCAGAAGUCUUGUUAGACUCAACAUACACUAACAAGGUAGACAUCUACUCGGUCGGUAUAGUAUUGUUUGAACUGAUCGAUGGAGAGCCACCACAUUAUGAAUGCAGAGGAGAAGAACUGACGAACGCAAUAUUGAAUGAAGGGAUACCGGAACCUAAAAGCACAGAAUGUGGCAACGAACUCGUCAAAGUGAUGAAGAAAUGCACGAACAAACGUCCUGAAAAGCGCCCUGAUUGUGUCGACUUACUCAUGGAAAAUGCAGUGCUGAAUUCGUGUCACAAGUCCGACUUCAAGUCUAUUGUUCAAAUGGUGUUCUCGUGA
Molecule: messenger RNA, 1347 nt
Organism: Entamoeba invadens IP1
Lineage: Eukaryota; Evosea; Mastigamoebida; Endamoebidae
Product: serine/threonine protein kinase PAK, putative
Exons: 1
Coding region: 1-1347 (448 amino acids)
Biological process (GO): regulation of MAPK cascade; intracellular signal transduction; protein phosphorylation
Cellular component (GO): cytoplasm
Molecular function (GO): ATP binding; protein serine/threonine kinase activity
Source: RefSeq, a predicted model, not a curated record